This is a messenger RNA of Balaenoptera acutorostrata (minke whale), 10509 nucleotides long. RefSeq names its product ankyrin repeat domain-containing protein 17-like. Gene Ontology annotation, molecular function: protein binding. The record is from RefSeq and is a predicted model, not a curated record. Gene Ontology annotation, biological process: innate immune response. Gene Ontology annotation, cellular component: cytoplasm. NCBI's taxonomy places the organism in Eukaryota, Metazoa, Chordata, Mammalia, Artiodactyla, Balaenopteridae.
AUGGACGCCUGGAGAGCGGAAAUCCAGUUAUCAAAUUUGGCAGAAGCCUGUUCAGAAGGAGAUGUAAAUGCUGUGCGAAAGUUACUCAUUGAAGGGCGAAGUGUAAAUGAACACACUGAGGAAGGGGAGAGCCUCCUUUGUUUAGCUGGUUCUGCUGGAUAUUAUGAGCUUGCACAGGUUUGGUUGGCAGUGCAUGCCAAUGUGGAAGAUAGGGGGAUCAAAGGUGACAUUCCACCUUUAAUGGCUGCUGCUAAUGGAGGACAUGUCCAAAUUGUGAAGUUGCUGCUAGCUCAUAAAGCUGAUGUCAAUGCACAGUCUUCAACAGGCAAUACAGCACUUACAUAUGCUUGUGCUGGAGGUUAUGUAGAUGUUGUAAAGGUGCUCUUGGAAUCCGGUGCUAGUAUUGAGGACCGUAAUGAAAAUGGUCAUACUCCUCUUAUGGAAGCUGGAAGUGCUGGACAUGUGGAAGUAGCCAGAUGGCUGCUAGAAAAUGGGGCUGGCAUUAAUACGCAUUCCAAUGAAUUUAAAGAGAGUGCCCUUAUGUUAGCUUGUUACAAAGGACAUCUAGAGAUGGUGCGAUUUCUUUUGGAAGCAGGCGCAGAUCAAGAGCAUAAAACAGAUGAAAUGCACACUGCUUUAAUGGAGGCUUGCAUGGAUGGCCACACUGAAGUAGCUAGGUUACUUCUUGACAGUGGUGCCCAAGUGGACAUGCCUGCUGAUUCAUUUGAAUCACCAUUGACUUUGGCUGCAUGUGGUGGGCACGUGGAUCUUGCGGCUUUACUUAUUGAAAGAGGAGCUAGCCUGGAAGAGGUCAACGAUGAAGGUUAUACACCAUUGAUGGAAGCUGCUCGUGAAGGACAUGAAGAAAUGGUGGCAUUACUUUUAGGCCAAGGAGCAAAUAUCAAUGCACAGACAGAAGAAACUCAAGAAACUGCCUUGACUUUGGCUUGCUGUGGAGGCUUUCUGGAAGUGGCAGACUUUCUAAUUAAGGCAGGAGCUCAUAUAGAACUAGGGUGUUCUACCCCUUUAAUGGAAGCUGCUCAAGAGGGUUAUUUGGACUUAGUUAAAUACUUAUUAGCCGCAGGCUGUGUAUCUAACACUACUGCAGGAGCUAAUGUUCAUGCAACAACAGCAACAGGGGAUACAGCACAAAUAUACGCCUGUGAAAAUGGUCAUACUGAUGUAGCAGAUGUCUUACUUCAGGCAGGAGCAGAUCUGGAGCAUGAAUCUGAAGGUGGAAGAACUCCUUUAAUGAAAGCUGCAAGAGCUGGUCAUAUUUGUACCGUUCAGUUCCUAAUUAGUAAAGGAGCAAAUGUGAAUAGAACCACAGCUAACAAUGACCAUACUGUACUGUCCCUGGCUUGUGCAGGGGGUCAUCUGGCAGUGGUGGAACUACUUUUGGCUCAUGGGGCAGAUCCUACUCACCGUUUAAAAGAUGGCUCGACUGUGUUGAUAGAAGCAGCAAACGGUGGUCAUACAAGCGUUGUUUGCUAUCUUUUGGACUAUGUUAAUAACUUGCUUUCAGCCCCUCCACCAGAUGUCACUCAGUUAACGCCCCCAUCCCACGAUUUAAAUAGGGCUCCUCGUGUACCGGUUCAAGCACUGCCCAUGGUUGUCCCACCUCAGGAGCCUGACAAACUACCUGCCAAUGUUGCCACUACUCUUCCCAUCAGGAAUAAAGCUGCUUCCAAACAAAAGUCCAGCAGCCAUUUGCCAGCAAACAGCCAGGAUGUACAGGGUUACAUCACCAAUCAGUCUCCAGAGAGCAUUGUAGAAGAGGCUCAGGGAAAGUUAACAGAACUGGAACAGAGGAUAAAAGAAGCCAUAGAAAAGAAUGCACAGCUGCAGUCCUUGGAACUGGCUCACGCUGACCAGCUUACCAAGGAGAAGAUCGAGGAGCUGAACAAAACAAGGGAGGAGCAAAUUCAGAAGAAACAAAAGAUUUUGGAGCAACUACAGAAAGUAGAACGAGAAUUACAACUGAAAACUCAGCAGCAGCUAAAAAAGCAGUAUCUAGAGGUUAAAGCUCAAAGAAUUCAACUUCAGCAGCAGUAGCAACAGUCUUGCCAACAUCUGGGACUGCUAACUCCUGUUGGGGUUGGAGAACAGCUUUCCGAGGGAGACUAUGCACGGUUACAGCAAGUGGAUCCCGUUUUGCUUAAAGAUGAACCCCAGCAAACUGCUGCUCAGAUGGGUUUUGCACCAGUCCAGCCUCUGGCCAUGCCUCAAGCUUUGCCUCUGGCGGCAGGUCCCUUGCCUCCAGGGUCCAUCGCAAAUCUUACAGAACUGCAAGGAGUGAUAGUUGGACAGCCAGUACUGGGCCAAGCACAGUUGGCAGGGCUGGGGCAAGGAAUUCUGACAGAAACACAACAAGGGUUAAUGGUAGCCAGCCCUGCUCCGACCCUCAGUGACACGCUGGAUGACAUCAUGGCAGCAGUCAGUAGAAGAGCAUCUGCAAUGUCAGACACUCCUACCCACAGUAUCACUGCUUCCAUUUCCCAACCUCAGACUCCAACUCCAAGUCCUAUCAUCUCUCCUUCAGCCAUGCUUCCUAUCUACCCUGCCAUUGAUAUUGACGCACAGACUGAGAGUAAUCAUGACACGGCGCUAACGCUUGCCUGUGCUGGUGGUCAUGAGGAACUGGUACAGACAUUGCUAGAGAGAAGAGCUAGUAUUGAGCACAGAGACAAGAAAGGUUUGACUCCGCUCAUCUUGGCUGCUACAGCUGGUCAUGUUGGUGUUGUGGAAAUAUUGCUGGACAAUGGUGUAGACAUUGAAGCCCAGUCAGAAAGAACCAAGGACACACCACUAUCUUUGGCUUGUUCUGGGGGAAGACAGGAGAGUCGAAAACAUGCCAGUAAAGUCCGACUAUAUUACAUGCUUCACCCCAGGGAUGGUGGGUGUCCCGCAAAGAGGCUCCGAUCAGAGAAUAACUUGCCAGUAUGGGGUUGGGAGACUUUUUGAUGAUACUGUGCUGGGACCUCACAGAGAAAAGAACAGACAGAGGGGCUGAGACAGACAGAGGCUGGCUGCGGGGAGGCGGGCACCUUCAGAAGACAUGACCUAAGGGCAAACCUGUCAGAAAGAUCAGAUGCUUUGCUUUCUACAUAAUGUAUGUUUCCUUUGGUGUGUAAAACAGAAUGCCAUUUGUUCAUUUAUAAUGAAAGCUGUGCACAUCUUGCAAAUAAAAAUAUUCAGGGCUUUGAUCAGUGUCACUUUUCCCUGAGGGAAUGUUUACUUAGGAAGACAAAUGACAAUUAGAAAGUUGUUUUGAGGGUUUAAUGUCAGAGCAAAGGGGUUCCCUUAGCCAGGCCAAGGCCAAGACUGAUGAGAGAAAUAUUGCUUCCUCCCAGCAGGGGACCCUUUUCCUAAUGAGUGGAAUAUUCUUAUCCACCGGUGGCAGAGACCCUCCAUGAUAAAAACUGCCGAUGAAACACAGAAACUCCUCCCCCUUUGCGGGCUGAGAGGCUGAGGAUGUAGAAUUCACACCCCACACUCUCGCUGUGCUUGUGAUCCUGUUUUCCUUCUGCUGCCAUAUCGAUGCCAGUCUCAUUAAAAAUUAAUACGUGAUCAUCAAAGAGACUGGACAAAAACUGUACUUGUUUGUUGUCACAGAAGAAACAGAGAGAGAAAGGUAACUGCAUGUGACCAGAGGCAGCGAGCAGCGGAGCGGGCAGGGUCCACAGAUUCCAAGCCCGGGUCUCAGCAUCACAAGAUGGGCUGCUCACGUACAGACUCAUCUGGAUGCUGUGGAUUUUUCUUUACUGCCCACUGAGGAAACAGAGACACAUAAGCCACAGACCUGUGGCUUUAAAGAGACUUAAAUAUAGUGAGAGAGGUUAACAUUGUAUAAAAAAUAGCUCUGAUGCCACAGUGUAGGUGUUUGUUAACAUUUGUACAAAGCCCCAUGGAGACAAAGGGCGGGUGAGUCAUGCCAGGGCCAUCCGCCCAGGGAAUGUGUUACUGCGGAGUUGGCAUGUGAGCUGGGCUCUUUGGGCUUGGAUGGGUGGUACCAGAUGGAGGCAUGAGAGUGAGGGGAGGACAGGUGUUUUCUUGGGUGCAUCCCUAGCAAAAGAACCUAUUAAGACACAGGAAAGUUGGCCUAAGUCAGCUUUUAUGUGAUCUCAGAAUCCUGUAACCACACUGGAGUCCCGCCCUCCAUCAGCUGUCUGUUAACAGAGAGAACAGAAUUAGGUUUUUUAUUUCCUCUUGAAAUUAUCCAGCGAUGUAUCCCUUUAUUCAAUAGCCAUUUCGUGUCUAAUCCUAAGAGUCAGAAACAAUAGGAUUCACGGACAUUUAACAGUUAGCUCUUUGAACACAGAUUAUUUUCUAUCCACUCAAAUUCUAAUCAUGAAUGUUGCACUUAUAUCUGAGCUCCUAGCGAGUGAUCCAUCAGGUGUAGGGGAGGAAAACCUUUCCUUUCUAGGUUCCUUGGCUGGUCUAAUAAUUAAACUGACAUAAAACACAUGAACAGAAGAAGAACAAAUUUCAUUUCAUACAUGUGGGAGCCCCAAAGAUAGGAGACUCAAGGAGGUGAACGAAACAGGCAACUUUUAUGCUUUUUAGACAAAGAAGCAAAGCAAUAAAUUUGUGAGGAAUUGACACGACAAAGGCUUUUGGACUUGGGGUAGCAAAUUAGUGAAGGAAUAACAAGGUUGGUUUAUACAGGCUUCUCCCCCCCACUGAAUUCCGUAUCUUUGGUAAUACGGAUGUCUGUCUACCUCCUGGUACAGGGAAGGUGCCUUUUACAUGGGAGAUUUAUUUCCUGCUUUCAGGGGGACAAAGGAUGGUCAGAGUAUCCUUCUUGGACCUUGCUGUUUCUUAAGUAACUUCAUUAAAAAAAAUCAAUAUGCCAAAGUGGCUUAUUUUGGGGUGGGCUUAUUUCUGCUCCCCUUCACAAGCAAACAGAAAGGGGCACUGUGACUCCAGCUGUGACCUUGAGGACAUGAACUUUGCUGCUCUGGUCAGAUCCAUGUUUCACCCCACUCAGGCUCCGGUUCUGCCAGACUCCUUGGGGUCAGUUGAUAGAGGGGAAGAGGUUCAGAUUUUAUAGAAAGAAGUGUUUGCAAGGGUUCUUUACCAAAGGCCCCUUUGAGAACUUUUUCCUGGAUUUUGAAAACUUAGCUCUACCAGCAAUUUGUUGAUUGAAUCAUUUUCUAUGACUUGUUAAUCAUUGUCUGGAAGCAAAUAAGUAAGUAGGAAAAGCAACAUAAUGAUCUUACUUUUUAAAAGAGAUGGUUGAUGCCUUAACAGGCUGUAUGGACAUUUCACAGGAGUAAUAGAUCAUUUCCAUUAAGCGUCUUGAUGCAUUGGAUGCUGUGUGGAAGGUACCCCCAGCCCCUCUCCAGGGCCCUGAGAGUUGAUGUUGGUAACUAUUUGGACCAAUUUUCUCUGGUACAGACUCACACCUAAGGGUUGAAAGACUAAAUACACAAAUCGACAAUGGCCAGAAUAUAUCUAAAAGUAGAACUUUGACCCACAACCUGCAGCAACCAGUCCAGAAAACCAACCCAUUGCUAUCCAGUAACCGGCCUAGAAGCCUGCCUGCUGUGAGUCAGACUUGUAGGAAGUCAGACCACCGUCUCUAGUGACAACCCAGGGAGUCAAAAAAUAGCCCUGUAACAAUAGGCCUUGAAUGGCCAGGCUUGAUGAAUAGCUGACAGCUUCCGUAAUUUCUGUCCCUGUUUCCAACUUAGGACCAACCAGAAAUAAGCCAAAUAUGUACCCCUAACCAAUCACAUAGGCUGUCCCAUUCUAGGAGGCCCAUCUGCAGUUUCCCCAGGCCAACAGCCUCCAAUCAGGGCAUGGAUGAAACCUACCCCUUUUCCAUUAUGAAGCUCCUCCACUUCUCUGCUUGCCUUUGAGUCUCCUCCAAAUGCAGGUGAUGUUGGCUGGCUGUCUUGCUACAGCAAGCUCUACGUAAAUAGCCUUUCUUGUUCCCAUUUGGUUGUUGUUUAUUUCCACAGGGUGGUAAAAUGGGGAUGAGAAGAAUCUCUAAAGUACAGGUUCAUCCUAAGACUCAACUGAACUAACCCGUUUAUAUAGCACUUUGUUUUCGAAGUGCUUUCUGCAGGCAUUAUUACUUUUUAUUUAUUUAUUUAUUUGGCUGCGUUGGGUCUUAGUGGUGCUUGCAGUGCACGGGCUUCUCUCUAGUUGUGGCACGUGAGCUCUCUAGUUGCAGCGCGUGGGCUUAGUUGCCCCGUGGCAUGAGGGAUCCUAGUUCCCCAACCAGGGGUCGAACCCGUGUCCCCCUGCAUUGGAAGGCGGACUCUUAACCACUGGACCACCAGGGAAGUCCCUCUGCAGGCAUUAUUAUUACUGAGCCUCUCUCCACCAGCACCUGUGAUCUUGGGAGGAUGUAAUACUUUGGUCCACUUGCCUCUCCAGUCUUGCCCAUUCUCCCACCUCCCCUGCUCCCAGGGUCUGUGGUUUGCAUCGUAGUGUUACUUGAUCGAGAACACUUUUAUGGCUGCCCCGAAUAUCCAACAAAAGGAGUGUUUCUGAAAAUAGAAAACUUGUUGUUGAUUUUCCAAACCCUGACCACACAUGAACCUUGGGCCCACAGUGAUCCCUAAAACUGAUGGGUAAUGGCAUCCUGGGAAUACACAGUAACUCUGAAUUUACCUACAGAUGAACAGAAGUGCCUGUUAUUUUUCCCAGGGCCAUUGCCAUUUCUAUUCCAGGUCAUUUGACCUUUUGUUGUCGUUGUUGCUUUUUAAAAACUUAAAUUCAUUUCUGUCUUCUGGCCUUUCCAGCUUUUUAAAUUCCCUGCUUUCCUCUUUAAGAAUCCUCAUUUGGGUCUUCUGUGUUUUUUCCCUGAAAUUUUAGAGCAAGAUAUUUUCCCCUUGAGGCCACAGAGUACAAUUAAAUGCGAAAUAAAUUGUUAGAGUUGAUUGCCUUAGAGAAAUGUUCAGGAAUCCCACGGGCAUUAGAGCCAAAAAGGACUUUAAAGAUUAUCUAGUCUAUCGAGAGCCUCGGUUUUCUACCAAUGGUCCUUUUUAUUAUCUUCUCACUCACGGGUCACAUGCUUUGAAAAAAAAUUGUCUGCUUGGGAAACAGCACUUUUAAGUUAAAAAAGUGAUUUAAUUUUACUUUUAUUUUCAUUCUGUAAAGAUAAGUAACUGCCAACCCAAAUUGCCCCUUGGUAGUAAAUAAACAGUGUUUUUACAUGGAAUUAAUGUCAUUUCUUCUAAGUGGGGAAACUUGACAUUUGGUUAGUGUGAUAGAACUUAUCACUCCUAAAUAUUUAUAUGGUUUCCCUUAGGUCUGAAAUAUUCAGCGCAGCUUGAGAACCUCCAUUAUCACGUUCACAGGUCCCUAAAUAUCCUGGGUUUCAGGUUGGGAGGACUUGAUAUAACCUCCCUCCCACCCCGUAAUUACAAAGGUGAAAAUAAGGCCCAAAGAAGUACCAUGACUUGUCCAAAUUUGUCAGGCCUGAGAAUAAGACCCUCCCGGCUUCCCUAAAUCCUAUUCCUGGGCUUCUUCCACGUAUCUUGAAAUGGUAUCUUAUUUGCAGUCAUGGAAGCCAUUGCUGGGUCCAUAGCCAGAGAAUAUUGCUGUUCUGGGGCAAAGUAAUAAUAGUAACUGGCACUUAUCAGGUGCUUCCCACUUAAGUUCUAAAUGCUUUAUAUACAUCAACACAUGUAAUCCUCACCCCUCCUGUGUAAGGCAGGAGCUAGCAUUAUCCCCACGAGAAGCACACUGAAAUCGAGAUGAAGGCAUUUGACUCUGGUCCUGCAGCUGGUGAGUGGCAGAGACAAGGCUGGGAAAACAUGAAACACAACAAAAUAAAAUUCCCUCUGGCCCUGCAAACUAGCUGACCAUGCCACUCCCGGAGACAGGUGGUGAGCAUCUACUAAGUGCUGGGGGCACAAAGAUGGAAGGGCAUGGAACCUUCCUCAACAGAAAUCAGGAUCUAGUCGGGGCUUCAAUGUUCAAAUCAUGUCUUUUCAUACAGCGUGCUAGGCACUACCCUAAACAUAUGUCCAGGCUACCAUCAACAAAAAUAAUCAAUAAACAAUCUAUAAAAGAAUAGCAAAGAGUUUUAUUUGAGCCCAGAAGACAGCCUCUCAGACAACUCUGAGGAACUGCUCCAGAGAAGCUUGGUUUUCAACACAGUUUUAUGUCUUGUCAGAACUAAGAGCAUCAAACAAAUCAGGAUACCUUCCUUCAAGGUUUCAGAAAAAAAUAAAACACAAAAGAAGAAAACCCACCACCACAUAACACAGUGAGUCAGUAUGGCCUUGGCGCCUGGGAAGGGGGUCUUAUCAUGGAAGGAGCGCGAGCAUUGGUGUCCCAGGAAGGGAGACAUUUCAUCUUUAUUUUUAACAUGGACAUUCUUUACUUUUGGUCCCUGUGCCCUUUUCUUUAAUAAUUAAAGCAGAUGUACAGUGUAGGUUUGAAAGGCCACAAACCGGCUGUUUUAGUUAGCAUAAAAUUCAAGUUAACUCCUGUAUAAGCCAGAAUGACUUUCCCAUACCUUAAUAUGUGAAAAUUUCUUUUCUCACUACCAUCUGGGCACAGGGGAGGGGUCCCCGAUCUCUCCUGGCAGGACGGGGCAGGACAGUGUUUCCUGGAGAAAGUGACCCUGAGCUGAUUCUUGAAGGGUGGGAUGUGGAUGGUGCCCGUGAAGAAGGGUGGGAAAGGCCUCGCCUGAGUGUGGCCUCGACGUGAGUGAUGUCUUCAGGGAAACAAAAUUCAAAGGUAUUUCUAGAUGCAAAGUGCUAGCGGGUGGCUGUGUUCGUCUCCUUGGGCUGCUGUAACAAAUGACCACAAACUGCUUGGCUUACGACAAUAGAAAUUUAUUCUCUCACAGUUCUGGAGGCUACAAAUCUGAAGUCAAGGUGUAGGCAGGACCUCCCUCUGGAGGCUCUGAUUGCAAGUCCGGUCCACGCUUCUCUCCUCGCUGCUGGUGGCUGCUGAGAACGCUUGCUGUUCCCUGGCUUGCAGCUGAGUCACGCCAGCCUGCUCUCUUCCCCGUGUGUGUCUCUGGGUGUCCUCUCCUCUUCGGAAAAAGACCCCAGUCAUUAGAUUCAGCGUUCAUUAUAAUCCAGCGUGACAUCAUCGUAAUUACACCUGAAAAGACCCUAUUUCCAAAUAAGGUCACAUGUCCGAGGUGGACCUCAAUUUGGGGGGACAGUAUUCUCCCAGCACAGCAGUAGAGACAAAAGUGGGGAUUGGGUGGUAGACAAAGGUACAGACCCAUAAUGUGCAUAAUAUUGACAUUUACUUUGUCAACAUUUUCCAUUUUCUCGACUGGUCUGCUGCCGAAUUCGUGGGGAAUUCUCAAAGAGGGGUGCAUCUACUGAGGGUGCUGUGCCUUGGCUUCCAGUUGCACAUGUAGAGCUAGAAGCGGGGAUUCUGUCCCUGGCUCAGCUGCCUAGUAGUUGUACAGCAUUGCUUUGAACUUUCUAGACCUUCACUGCCAUGGUUUUAUAAUCAGGGAUUACAAUGACUGCCCUGCUUGUUUAGAAGCUUCCUGUUUGCGAAGCUGUGUAAUAAACUGUAAAGUGUGUGUAAAAUGUUCCUUCAUGGGAUUAAAAAAAUUAUUUGUCUAUUAGUUCCAUUCUUUCAUCUCUGCAGUGCAAUAUACAACUUCUAUCUUCCAGUUAGGGGCAGGCCUGCUGUUCACAUCUGGAAGACUCGAAGAGCAAUUAGGAAAUCCAUAGGUGUGACUUAAUAUUUAUUUAUGUGUCUUAAGCCGGGGGUCAGAACAUAGCCACCGGCCAAAUGCAGCCACUACUUAUUUUGUAAGGUCUGCAAGCGAAGAAUGGUUUUUAUGUUUUUAAAUGUUUGGAAAAAUCAAAAGAAGAAUAAUACAUCGUGACAUGAAAAUUACAUGGAGUUCAAAAAUUAAUGCUCAUAAAUAAAGCCUUAUUGGAACACAGCCAUACUCAAUCCUCUCCAUACUGUCUAGAGCUCUCCUCACAUCACACAGCAGAAUUGAGUAGUUGCAGUGGAGGACUCUUUGUCCCACGAAGCCUGCAAUGUUUACUCUCUGGCCGGCCACACAGGAAAUAUUUGCCCACCCCUGUGUGAAGUGGAUGAUUCUGGUGAAGGAGGAGGUGAGUUGUCAUCCCUCUGGGUGGCUGUCUCCCUACUCAUAGGAAUGAUCCCUUUGGAACAUUCCAGACUCUAAAGCUGCCUUGUCUUCUGUUCAUUUUCAGACUUUCGUUCUUUUAGGGCCCAGCAGGUUGAAGGUUGUAGGGAAUAAGAAGUAUCAUUCCCAACCCCUGAACAGGAACUUUGUUGCUAUUUUGCUUUGUUUCUUUCAAUUAGAUUGAAAUUUAUGAACAGGUUAUGUUGUAAGAAUCAGUUUGAAGUCUGCCACACUGUGGAAACAAUGAGGAUGGUUUGUUUCUUCUGCCAUCUUCCCACCAAACUGCAUUUAUGGUAACCAGGACUCCUGAGUUUUCUGAGACAGCCCUGAUGUAGAAUAUUUUUUCUUGUCACUACAGAUCAAUGAUAUGUCCUGAAAAAUCUAAUAUUUCCUCUCCAAACUGUACCCAA